GCUGCGGUGGCCUCGCUGAGGGGGAGCCUCCACCCGCCCUCCCCGCAGCCCCCGGCUCCCUCUCACCCAGCGAGGCCUCCUGACAGCUCUUCUGUCCUCUCUGCAGAGGUUUUUCCAGGACAGCAUUAUGAGUGAUCAAAUCCAGUUCAUUGUUGAGAAGCUCAAUCAGGAGCCCUUCAGGAAGAACUACAAUUUAAUCUCGUUUGACUCCUUAGAGUCAAUGCAGCUGUUACAGCUGCUCAGUGAUGUUCUGGGGGAGAUUGACCCGAAGCACGCUGUUGACAUUAGAGAGGAGCUGCCGGAACAAACAGCUAAAAGAAUGUUGACUCUUCUUGGUAUCCUUAAAUACAAACCUCCAGGAAGUGUAUCAGACUUGAGUGCAUUUCGCCAGGGUUUAGUUACUGGAAGCAAACCUGUAAUUCAUCCUGUCUUACACUGGCUUCUUCAGAAGACCAAUGAACUCAAGAAAAGAGCUUACCUGGCACGUUUCUUAGUAAAAUUGGAAGUGCCAGCAGAGUUCCUACAAGAUGAUACUGUGGCUGACAUCAACAAACAGUAUGAAGAACUGAUGGAAGCAUUUAAAAGCCUACACAAGGAGUGUGAGCAGCUCAAAACAUCUGGCUUAUCUACUGCAGAAAUAAGAAGGGACAUCAGUGCAAUGGAAGAGGAGAAAGAUCAACUCAUCAAAAGAGUGGAGCGUCUUAAGAAGAGGGUGGAGACAGUACAAAAUCAUCAACGGAUGCUUGAAAUAGCAAGACAGCUUCGCUUAGAGAAAGAGAGAGAGGAAUCUUUGGCUCAACAGAAACAAGAACAAAAAAAUCAGUUGUUCCAUGCAGAGCAGAGAUUGCAAAGAGCGCAGCUCCAGCUGAAAGAGAUGCAUCAUGCAGUAGUGGAUUCAAAACCUGAAAGUUUAAUGAAGAAACUAGAAGAGGAGAUAAAUUUCAAUUCAUACCUGGUUACUGAAAAAAUACCUAGAGAGCUUCAAAGUAAGAAGAAUUCAACAUAUUUCUUACAAAAGGCGGUUGCAGAGCCAGCUAUGAGUCAAUCUGAUCUCAAUGUUCUUGAAAUCAAGAUAAAUGAAGUAAACGCAGAAUUGAAUCAGCUUAUUGAGAAAAGAAUGAUGAAGUAUGAGCCAAUCGAUAGUAAAUUUUCCAUGUAUCGCCAACAGGCAUCUAUAAUUUCCCGGAAAAAGGAAGCCAAGGCUGAAGAACUUCAGGCUGCUAAAGAAGAGAUGUCCAGUGCUGAAAAGCAGAUGCUACAGAAGACCAGUCAGGCCCAUGAGUUAGAAGGCUCUGAAGUUCUGAAAGGAGAUGAGCUCAAACACUAUGUUAAUAAGCUCCGGAGCAAGAACACAUUUUAUAAAAAGAAGCGACUGGAAAUAGCAGAAAUUACAGCUGAGUAUGGCAUCCUCCAGAGGACAGAAGAACUUCUAAAACAGCGCCACGAGGCUAUUCAGCAGCAGUUGCAAGCUAUUGAAGACAAGAAAGGUAUUUCUGGAUAUAGUUACACCCAGGAGGAGCUGGAAAGAGUAUCUGCAGUAAAGAGUGAAAUGGAUGAAAUGAAAGGCCGAACACUAGAUAACAUGUCUGAAAUGGUAAAGAAACUGAAUUCCCUGGUGGCAGAGAAGAAGGCCAGCCUAGCUCCUGUUAUCAAAGAACUGAGACAGUUGCGUCAGAAGUGCCAGGAAUUAACUCAAGAAUGUGAUGAAAAAAAAAUCCAGUAUGACAGUUGUGCAGCAGGGUUGGAGAGCAAUCGCUCAACAUUGGAACAGGAAGUGAAAGGACUUCUUGAGGAGUGUGCUCAGGAAGAAAGCAACUACCAUUACAUUAACUGCAUGAAAAGGAAUGUAGAAAUACAGCUGCAGCGUGCUAAAGAAGAAAUGAAGGCGUACAUCUCCCCAGACCCACAGGAGAGACGAAGGGCAAUUCGAGAACAGUAUGCACGAGUGAUCCUGGAACAAGAAAACCUCGGGAAGCAAUUACGAGAGAAGCAGAAAGUUGUACGGGAAAGUCACGGGCCAAAUAUGAAGCAAAUGAAAAUGUGGCAGGAUUUUGAGCAGUUAAUGGAAUGUAAGAGAGAAUGUUUUCUGAAACAACAAAAUCAAACCGCCAUCGGUCAAGUCAUUCAGGAAGGAGGUAAAGACAGGCUUGUUUUAUGAGCUCUUCUCUCUUGAUACCAACUUGAAGUAGGAAGACGGUGUGUUGGCUUCCUUAAGGUAACUUCUUUACUCAAUAUUGUUGCUUUGAUAAUUUCUACAUAAAUUUCUUGUACGUUAUUUGAUUUUGGUGGAUAAACAAAGAGAGCAACUAACCACUCUGUGAAGCUUUUCCUCCAUUGUUUAAGUGACAACAUAACAUGGGUAGGAAGAUCUGUUCUGAGAGCUGCACUAGGGUGAACCUCAUCAUAAAUCUUCGUUUGAUGAGGCUGGGAAUGGCAUGUAUCUGCAGGGAGAUCAAAGGAAAAGAAAUCCUUCUCCAGGGUCACAGAAAACUUACGUAAUUGCUCUGUUCCUCAUUCUGUAUCACUAAGGUUACAUUUUUGCAAGGCCUGGGACUUGAUAUUGUUUAAUUGUGGCCCUCCUGGCUUGGCCCUCUCCUUCCCUAUUGUCUUUAUUCAUCUAGUGUGACUGGCAAGAAUGGAGCCAUUUUCGCACUGAGCUGCACAGACCUUGCCUGCACACUCCAAGUCAUACUUUCCUUGCAUGGUUGAAUUCAACUGAUUGUGCUUCCAGGAGACAGUUCAUUGCUACAGCGUCAGGAGUAGGUUCUGAGAACAAUUACUUGGAUUCUGAGCUUUUUCCAUUAUCUUUUGUUGUUGUUGUUAACAAAUGUAUUUUUUCUUCUGUUUUUUUUCCUGAGUUGCCCAUGUGAAAGUGUAAACAGCAGCUGACAAAAGGUUUUCUCCAUUGAGGACAUUUUGUGCUGUUUUUUCUGGGCAGCGCAGUUCCAAAGUGGUUGCAAUACCCAAAGAGAUGGAGGGUUAUUGAUGGAUAUAAAUACAGCUCAGGGGCUCGUGCAUAUGCUCAGGUGUGCAAAACAGGUAGAUAGGCAAAGCUGCCUUGUACUCUGGCGUUGGCCUGUGAGUGACAGGCAACUGUCAGUGCCCUUCAAAUUGCAUCAUGAGACCCAGAGCUGACCCAGGGUAAGGGGAAUGCAGGUCAGGCUUGAAACUGUCCCUCACGCUUCAUCAUUCUGGAUAAGCACCUCUUAGCCACAGAGAUCAGAAGCAGAGAGAUUAAUCUGUGGGACCAGAACUCCUGCUGUUCUUCUUUAGUCUCUUGUCUUUCCUGAAUUUUUAGAUAGGUUUUUUUAAAUCUUUUUUCCUGCCUGGAGUAGAACAUUUUUUCAGGACUUUAAAAAAAAAAGAAAAUUGCUUUCUUUGAUACCUAACUGUGAGAUCUGCUGUUUUCUAUAUCAAGAGUGUAUGGUAAUUAUAUAGCUCCUAGUUUGCCCUUGCAUCAAAUAUAUUUGUUAACAGAAGUAAAAUAAAAUCUGAUGACU
Molecule: messenger RNA, 3500 nt
Organism: Antrostomus carolinensis (chuck-will's-widow)
Lineage: Eukaryota; Metazoa; Chordata; Aves; Caprimulgiformes; Caprimulgidae
Gene: IFT81
Product: intraflagellar transport 81
Exons: 18
Coding region: 128-2158 (676 amino acids)
Biological process (GO): intraciliary transport; cilium assembly
Cellular component (GO): intraciliary transport particle B; ciliary basal body
Molecular function (GO): tubulin binding
Source: RefSeq, a predicted model, not a curated record